Salvia splendens (bonfire salvia) is the source of this 628-nucleotide messenger RNA. Its product is annotated as type I inositol polyphosphate 5-phosphatase 8-like. Bases 48 to 503 code for a protein of 151 amino acids. NCBI's taxonomy places the organism in Eukaryota, Viridiplantae, Streptophyta, Magnoliopsida, Lamiales, Lamiaceae. The record is from RefSeq and is a predicted model, not a curated record. Gene Ontology annotation, biological process: phosphatidylinositol dephosphorylation. Gene Ontology annotation, molecular function: phosphatidylinositol-4,5-bisphosphate 5-phosphatase activity; inositol-polyphosphate 5-phosphatase activity; phosphatidylinositol-3,4,5-trisphosphate 5-phosphatase activity. The transcript has 6 exons.
CUUGUCUCCUCAUUCAUUCUUACAUGAUAAGUUUUGGGAACUAAUCAAUGAAGGAAGAAAACAUGAAUCUUCAGAAAUCAGCUCACUUUCAAAGGCGAAGGAAAAGUUGCUCCGACGAUGGUCAAUACGUCGUCGUACCUGAAGAAUUAUCAGAAGAGUGGUUUGUGGAAAAGAAUACUAGCAAAACUGAACGGCCGGGAUUCAAUCAGAUGCCACCGCCACCAAUUCCGAACUCCAACCUCCGAUAUAGUAUGUUCGUGGGAACGUGGAAUGUAGGAGGAAAAUCACCAGACGACCAACCUAAUCUAAAAGAUUGGUUAAGAACUAAAGAACCUGCUGACAUUUAUGUCCGUGGGUUCCAGGAGACUGUACCUCUGAAUGCAGGCAAUGUAGUCGGAGCAGAAGACUGUGGGCCGGCGGCAAGGUGGCUAUCAUUGAUCCGGAAAGCUCUUAAUGAAUCCCAAUAUGGCCUCUCCCGACGCAGGAAACCUGCAAGCUGGUGAUAUGGUGGAGCAAGUCGCCGCGGACCCACACGCACAGGAAGAUCCCGACCAUCUGCUUGCUGGCUGCCAAACAGUAGUGCCUUUGUUGUUUCCUCCAACAACAAUUUGAUACUAAAUCCUCAUCA